UUCUAUAUUUGCUCUAUAUUUGAGGGACGUUUCACACAUAUCAGACAAACCUUCACAUCAGAACUAGAAAUGGCAGAGAGUGAUGUUCAGUAUGCUUCAGUGGUCAUCAAAAGCAAGAGAUCUCCAAGAGCUAAAAAUGUGGAAGAGGUUGUGUAUGAUGAAGUGAAUAUAAGAAAUCAAACGGCUCAGCAAACGUCUGAAAAAAAUGACUCUGCAGGACCUUUAACAGACAAUGAAGCAAAAAGAAGAUUUCUCUGCUAUCAGAAGUUGACUUGUUGCUUUGGGAGUCUAUGUGUGAUUUUGGUUUUGGCCAUCAUUGGAGUUUGUUUCUACUAUGUAUCUUCUCACAAGAGUGAUGAAGAGGAGCUGAAGCACCUGAAAGCCAACCAAACAUUCCUGCUGCAGGAAAUUUACAACCUGACAAACAUCAACAAAAACCUCACAGAACAAAUGGAACCCAUAAAGAAAACCUGGAAUGAGCAGAACAUCAGUCGAGCUCAGUGGAGCAUUGAUGAAUACUGUCGCAUGGAAAACAACAAGAGAACGUGUGUUUCUUGUCAGAAAGGCUGGCUACAGUCUCAGUCCAGCUGCUAUGCAGUUAAUAAUGUUGAACCUCAACAUCAGAAAACCUGGGAAGAAGCACGAGAAGACUGCAGAGGAAAGAGUUCAGAUCUGACUGUUGUUGAUAAUGAAGCUGAAAAGGUGUUUGUUAAAGACACGAGUUGGGUUAAUAACAGAAUUAAAGGAUACUGGAUCGGUCUCAGAGUUGAAGAAGGGAAAUGGAAAUGGAUCGAUGGAAGUGAUCUGACCAAUCAAGACUGGAUACAGCAGCAGUCUGCAACUGAUGGUCAAUGUGUAACUUCUCUCCAGAACCAAGAAUGGAGAUCAGUGAGGUGUAAUGAAAGGAACGCAUGGAUCUGUGAGAAGAAGGCUUUAUCUGUUUAAACAUGAAAUAUUCAGAUUUCUGGAGGAUACUUGGAAAACCUUAAAAUAAAAAUUUUUUUUGUUUGUUUUUUCGCUAGCUCUAAACAGUUAUCACAUAUUAUUGAUUAUAAUGUAAAUUAAAAUUAAAUUAAAUAUAUAACAGAAUUAGAAUGAUUUUUUAUAGUAUUUGUUAUAAUUUAAACUUUAAAUUAGCUUUUUUCAUCCCACCUUUAUUGAACAUAUUUAGAAAAAGCAUCUCCCUUUAGGUGACACAAAAUAUUUAUUAAUUUAAUACCUUUAAAAUGCUUUUCUGCUGUUUGUUUCUUGGCCAAAGAUUUAUAAAAUAUUCAAAUUCAUUAAAAAAAGGCCAACGACUUCUAUAAUCCCUGUUUUCUGUGGUUAACUUUUUAAAGUAA
Molecule: messenger RNA, 1340 nt
Organism: Girardinichthys multiradiatus
Lineage: Eukaryota; Metazoa; Chordata; Actinopteri; Cyprinodontiformes; Goodeidae
Product: CD209 antigen-like protein E
Exons: 7
Coding region: 70-945 (291 amino acids)
Source: RefSeq, a predicted model, not a curated record